Messenger RNA from Plasmodium vinckei vinckei, 729 nucleotides. Its product is annotated as fam-a protein. The transcript has 6 exons. Lineage: Eukaryota; Apicomplexa; Aconoidasida; Haemosporida; Plasmodiidae. The record is from RefSeq and is a predicted model, not a curated record. The coding region runs from base 1 to 729 and encodes 242 amino acids.
AUGAAAACCGUUUUUGUUCUGUUGAGUUUGUUCGUAUAUGCAAGCAAUAAAACCAUUGCAAGUGAUCUUCAUCUAAGGAGACAAUCUUCAGGCAACCUUAUAUCCAUUUUGGCCAAUGGCAUUUCGGACGAUAUAUAUAAAAACAAUGCACAUCUAAUAUGCACAGAUGCUAGAGAAACUAAGCAAGCAGAAGAAAUGAUGAAAGAAGCUUAUGAUGAUAUCGUCAAAAUAUUAUGGGAUCCCAAUGGUGCCCAACAGUUCGAUGGAAACUUUAUUAAUGGGAAAUUUGUCCGUAUAUACAGCCCCAAUUUAGUAAUGGUUCAACUUCGCUCCAGAAGUCUUGUAGGACUAGCCCAAGAAUAUUUAUAUGCUUUAGCUCACAAAGUUAAAGUAUCAGAAAAUGAAACUAUAAUUGUUCAUGCAUCAGCAAAUAUAAAUGAUCACAACGAUACUUAUGAAUAUGGUUAUAGAAACGCAAUUUUAGAAAGUGCAAAUUCAUUCCAAACCGAAAUUGAAUCCGAAGAGGAUAUUAGAAAUGGAGAGAUUGUAAAAACAUAUAUUAACUUAUUUGGAUGUAUCAUUAAAAAAGAAGAUGAUUGUGUUAAUCUUACUUGUGUCAACUCUAUUGAUGUUGAAUCUCCCAAUAUGGAAGACCUUAUUCUUAAAGUGGUUAAAGCAACAAAAAUGGCAGCUCUUACCAACUUAAAAAAUAUAGUUGAAAAUAGUUAA